AUGCGCCUUUGCCUCAGCCGCCACUUCGCUGCCGAAUCACCAUCGUUCACGGUUCUAACUUCUCGCUGUCAUUGUCUGCGCAUGUCCUCACCAAGAGUUAUCGUGCAAAUUGCGAUUGCUGGCGCACAAAUCCUAGGCAAAGCAUUCUUUGCAGCGGGUCGACAAGCAGUGAAGAAUGCAAAACACCAACCACAAGCGGCCAUAGGCAGUGAUGUAGCGGGUGUUAGGAACGCGACAUCGGGCUCGAUCACGGACAAGCUGACGCGAGAACAUCGGAUGACGCUAGAGGAGGCACGCUUGAUUCUGAACGUAAAAAAGGAAGAUCCAGCUGACAAGGUUCUUCAACAUUAUGAACACCUCUUCAAAGCCAACUCGCCUCCGUCUGCACCUCCUAAGCCCGCGGCUGGCACAAAACAAUCUGCACCACCAACAUACUCGCACUAUGUUCAAUCAAAGGUACUGCGCGCAAGAGAACGAAUAGAGGCCGAAAUGGAGUCUGGACAAGAUCUUUCUACGACUGCACCCCCAUCGUCAACUUCGCCACCGCCACCGAGUUCAGGCAAUCCAUAG
This is a messenger RNA of Fibroporia radiculosa, 570 nucleotides long. RefSeq lists its product as uncharacterized. Gene Ontology annotation, cellular component: TIM23 mitochondrial import inner membrane translocase complex. Bases 1 to 570 code for a protein of 189 amino acids. The transcript is spliced from 4 exons. The record is from RefSeq and is a predicted model, not a curated record. Gene Ontology annotation, biological process: protein import into mitochondrial matrix. NCBI's taxonomy places the organism in Eukaryota, Fungi, Basidiomycota, Agaricomycetes, Polyporales, Fibroporiaceae.